AUGAGCUACAAGUAUCCGCCUGCUGUCGUUUUUGAUUUAGAUUAUACGUUAUGGCCAUGCUGGUGUGAUACACAUAUAUCUAUGCCACUUAAACCGGUGUCAAAAAGAGAAGUUGUUGAUAGAUACGGUAUGCAGUUAAAAUUAUAUAAGGACGUUGAAAACAUACUAAUGGAGUUGAAAUCACAAGAUGUGACGAUCAUUGGGGCAAGCAGAACAGCCACCCCACGAGUAGCGCAGGAGCUUUUAUCGUUAUUUCACAUAAAUGAUAUACCUAUGAUUAAAUACUUUCAUUCUUUACAGUGGGGCCAAGGGUCUAAAAUCAAGCAUAUAACUAAAGCAGCAAAGCUGUUAGGAAUGCAUGAUGAUUUAGAAGAGGGAGGUUUCAUAUUAUUUGAUGAUGAACUGAGAAAUAGAGACGUAACUUCAAUAAAUUGUGAAUUUGUUCAUAUCGAUGAAACAAAGGGUUUGACUCGUGGUGUAUUCGAGAAAGGCUUACAAGUAUGGACUGAAAAUAGAAAUAAAUAG
Debaryomyces hansenii CBS767 is the source of this 525-nucleotide messenger RNA. Its product is annotated as Mg-dependent acid phosphatase. Bases 1 to 525 code for a protein of 174 amino acids. The record is from RefSeq and is a predicted model, not a curated record. NCBI's taxonomy places the organism in Eukaryota, Fungi, Ascomycota, Pichiomycetes, Serinales, Debaryomycetaceae. The transcript has a single exon. Gene Ontology annotation, molecular function: acid phosphatase activity.